Sabethes cyaneus is the source of this 552-nucleotide messenger RNA. Its product is annotated as protein lethal(2)essential for life-like. Bases 1 to 552 code for a protein of 183 amino acids. Lineage: Eukaryota; Metazoa; Arthropoda; Insecta; Diptera; Culicidae. Gene Ontology annotation, molecular function: structural constituent of eye lens; protein folding chaperone. The transcript has 2 exons. The record is from RefSeq and is a predicted model, not a curated record. Gene Ontology annotation, biological process: response to heat; protein refolding.
AUGUCACUGGUGCCGAUGUUCUUUCGCGACUGGUGGGACGACAGCUGGUGGCCCAGCCCUUUCGGACGCACUUCCCGCAUUUUCGACCAGCAUUUCGGCAGCGGAAUCUUCAAUGAGGACCUGUUCCGGGCGAUGAGCUGCUGUCACCCACAGGACCUGCGACGGUUAGGAUUUGCUCGUCCUUGGGCCAAUUUCAAUAACUACAGUCAUUUCAACAGUGGAAUUACGGCGACCGAUAGUGAAAAACUGCAGAUUAAUCUAGAUGUGCAGCAGUUCAGUCCCAAUGAGAUCACCGUCAAAACCGUCGACAACAAUAUUAUUGUGGAGGGAAAGCAUGAGGAAAAACAGGACGAACAUGGUUUCGUUUCAAGGCAAUUUGUGCGGCGCUAUUUGUUGCCAAGCGGUCACGAUUCAAAGGAUGUUACAUCGUGCCUCUCUUCAGAUGGCAUUUUAAUCAUAACGGCUCCAAAGAAGGCUCUACCACCACCUACCGGACAAGCCGCGAAUGAAAGAACUAUUCCGAUAACACAGACGGGAGAAAAUGAGAAGUGA